Molecule: messenger RNA, 1314 nt
Organism: Penicillium atrosanguineum
Lineage: Eukaryota; Fungi; Ascomycota; Eurotiomycetes; Eurotiales; Aspergillaceae
Exons: 4
Coding region: 1-1314 (437 amino acids)
Biological process (GO): L-aspartate biosynthetic process
Cellular component (GO): cytosol
Molecular function (GO): L-aspartate:2-oxoglutarate transaminase activity; pyridoxal phosphate binding
Source: RefSeq, a predicted model, not a curated record
AUGGAACCUGCUGCCACUUCUUAUGGUUUUUCAAACCUCGAGGCCAUUCCGCUUGACCCGCAUUAUGCCCUCAAAGAGGCUUUUGCUGAUGAUCCCUCGGCCAAGAAAGUGAUUCUUGGUUCGGGCAUCUACCGAGAUGGAAACUCAGAGCCUUGGGUAUUGCCUUCAAUCGAAGAAAGGAAGGCUGAAAAGGAGGUCGACGAACACAAGAGUUCCGCUCGCUAUGAGUACCUCCCCAUAUCUGGAUAUGCGCCAUUUGUCACUGUGGCACGAGAUUUGUUGUUUGGUCGUUAUGGCGCUAAGGCGGAUCACUUCGUGUCUUUACAAACGAUAUCCGGAACAGGGGCUAACUCACUGGGGGCACAAUUUUUAUCCAAGUCUUUGAGGCCAUCGGCUGUAUGGUUAUCUAACCCAAGCUGGGUAAACCACUCCAAUAUCUGGGGCCUCGUGGGCGUCAAGGUCAAAUACUACCCCUAUUGGGAUGCUCAAAAGAAGACUUUGGAUUUUGACAGCAUGGUCAAAAAGUUGGAGACAGAAACUGUUUCAGGAGACGUGAUCUUAUUACAUGCCUGCGCUCAUAACCCGACUGGAGUUGACCCGACCAAAGAACAAUGGGCAAAAAUUGCGGACAUCUGUGAAAGCCGAGGCUUGUUUCCAUUCUUCGACAGUGCAUACCAAGGAUUUGCCUCCGGAGAUCUGGACGAGGACGCAUGGGCAUUAAGACAUUUUGUGUCCCGGGGAACUCUAGAGUUGGUGGCAGCUCAGUCAUUUUCCAAGAAUAUGGGCCUUUACGGCGAGAGGGUUGGAGCCUUGCAUCUCCUAACUAGUUCUCCAGAAGCAGCUGCGAAAGCAAAGGGACAUCUGUGCCAACUUCAGCGAGGGCAAAUUUCGCAGCCACCCAGGCGAGGAGCACAUUUGGCCACAGCUAUUCUCACAAAUCAAGUAUUAUUCCAGAAAUGGCUCAUCGACCUCCAUGAAAUGAGCUCAAGAAUCAAGAGUAUGCGACAAGCAUUGUAUGAAGAAUUGGUUUCUCUGGGAACACCCGGAAAGUGGGAACACAUCAUUUCCCAGAUCGGAAUGUUUUCUUAUACCGGUCUGAGCUCCGUACAGGUAGAGACCAUUCAAUCAGAGAGUCAUGUUUAUAUUCUGAAAUCCGGACGAAUCUCGGUUCCUGGUUGUGAGUUUUCAUUUGAAGGUGGUAUGUUUGAAGGUGGUAUGACUUACGAUUCUGACAUUGAAAAUUCAGUGAAUGCAGCAAAUGUCAAGCAUGUGGCUAAGGGAAUAGAUACAGCAGUAAGAAGACACCCGGUCUAG